Branchiostoma floridae (Florida lancelet) is the source of this 738-nucleotide messenger RNA. RefSeq names its product failed axon connections homolog. Bases 1 to 738 code for a protein of 245 amino acids. Lineage: Eukaryota; Metazoa; Chordata; Leptocardii; Amphioxiformes; Branchiostomatidae. The transcript is spliced from 5 exons. Gene Ontology annotation, cellular component: cytoplasm. The record is from RefSeq and is a predicted model, not a curated record.
AUGGCGGCGUCCGCAGCAGCAGACAAGGUAUACUUCCACGUGACCCCGCCCGUAAAGGCUAUCCCAUGCCUGACUCCGUUUGGUAUGAAGCUGCAAACAUAUCUGCGCAUGGCUGAUAUUCCGUAUGAACCCGUAUAUGGGAGGAGCAUGGGUCCAAAGGGGAAAAUCCCAUGGAUAGAGUACAACGGGGAAGCCAUGGGAGACUCUGGUCUCAUCAUGGAGUUCCUGAACAGGGAGAAAGGUGUGGACCUGAACCGGACCCUGAGUGAUGCAGACAAGGCUGUCAGCAGGGCCUUCACUAAGAUGGUAGAGGAGAACACAUACUGGGGGCUUACUCAAUACAGGUGGAUAGAUAACUACGACAAGUUACAGGAGCUAUUUGAGGUUCCCUGGAUCGCCAUGAUCUUUCUCAGACACGCGAAAGGAAACGUUAAACAGAAACUGAUGGCUCACGGCAUCGGGCGACACUCCAGGGAACAGAUAGAAGGCAUCAUGGAGAAAGAUCUCAAAGCCAUCUCAACUUUCCUGGGUACUAAACCUUAUCUGAUGGGAGAUGAGCCUACUGAGGUGGAUGCAGCAGUGUUCGGUCAGCUGUCGGAGAUAGUUUGGACCGCGCCCGGCUCCUACCUACACAGGAUUGUCACUGUGGACUGUCCCAACCUGCAGGCCUAUUGCAGCCGUAUCAAGGACCGCUAUUGGUCAGACUGGGAUCAGCUGACGGGAAACACCAACCACUAA